This is a messenger RNA of Prunus armeniaca (apricot), 708 nucleotides long. The record is from the annotation of a GenBank genome assembly. Lineage: Eukaryota; Viridiplantae; Streptophyta; Magnoliopsida; Rosales; Rosaceae.
AUGGCGCUCAAAGGGAAGGAGACGAUCAAGAGCAUGAUGAGGAAAUUCGGAGACAAAGCCCUAACUCCGCGACUGAAGGAGGAGGUGAAGAAGAAAGGCAUAAUGGGAGACAAAACCCUACCUCCGCGAUUGAGAGAGGAGCUCAAGAAGCAAGGCGUACCCAACUCCAAAAUCAUUAUGGGUCGGGCCAAACGUGGCAUCUACGCUGGCUGCCACAUCCAGUUUGGCAAUCAAAUCAGUGAAGACGGUGGCAACAAGUCAAGGAGGACAUGGAAGCCAAAUGUGCAGGAGAAGCGUCUCUUCAGUUACAUCCUUGACCGUCACAUUCGAGUAAAAGUCACCACCCAUGCUCUCCGUUGCAUAGACAAAGCAGGUGGGAUUGAUGAGUACUUUCUGAAAACUCCUUACCAGAGGAUGGAUACAGAAAUGGGUCUCGUCUGGAAAGCCAAAAUUGAAAAGCUUUAUGAAGAGGUUGGGCAGACGCCAGUUGCGUUAAUUAAACCUGAAGCCGAAGCCAAUUUGGAACAGAAAUUCGAACAACUAAAACUAGACGAGAGGGACGUCAGGAGAGAGAUGUACGGUUGGUCGAACAAACUAAAACAGAUUGAGGAAGGAGCUGACAACCAAGUAGCUGAUGAGGAAGGUGCAAGGAUUGGAGAACAAAGCUCUCAUGUUGAUGUUCCGGAGCGGUUGGUUGCAAACUCCUGA